Messenger RNA from Sarcophilus harrisii (Tasmanian devil), 3325 nucleotides. It is a transcript of the gene CPEB2, whose product is annotated as cytoplasmic polyadenylation element binding protein 2. Gene Ontology annotation, molecular function: mRNA regulatory element binding translation repressor activity; translation factor activity, RNA binding; mRNA 3'-UTR binding. Gene Ontology annotation, cellular component: synapse; nucleus; neuron projection. Gene Ontology annotation, biological process: negative regulation of cytoplasmic translation. The record is from RefSeq and is a predicted model, not a curated record. NCBI's taxonomy places the organism in Eukaryota, Metazoa, Chordata, Mammalia, Dasyuromorphia, Dasyuridae.
UGAGCCUGCUGGCCCCGACCAUGGAGUCCCCCAACCACCCCCUGCUCGGCGGCUUCGGCAGCCUGCAGAGCCCGGACCUGCCUCACCCCGGCGGCGGCGGCGGUGGCGGCGGCGGCGGCGGUGGUGGGGGCGCCCCGGCCGGCGCGGGAGGAGGGUCGGCGUCGCCGCCGCCGCCGCCGCUGCCGGGCUUCGGCACCCCUUGGGCCGUGCAGACCCCGUCGCCGCCGCCGCCCGCGCAGCCCCGCAGCAGCCGCCGCCGCCCGCGCCGCAGCCCGCGCAGCCCCGCAGCCGCCGCCGCCCGCGCCGCAGCCCCGCAGCAGCAGACGCCCCAGCAGCCCGGCUCGGCAGCCGCGUCGGCAGGCGCCCAUCAGCGCCCUGCCGCCCAGCCCGGAGGCGGACGGCGCUUCUAUCCCAGGCUGCCGUCGUCCAUGAACCCGGCGUUCUUCCGCUUCUCGCCCGUCGCCCCGCACGCCCGUGCCGCCUGAAGCGUGCCGGGCGGCGGCAGCGGCGGCGGCGGCUUCGGAGGCCCCUUCAGGGGGCCGGUGCCCCCGGCCCCGCCGGCUAUGAGCCUGCCGCCGCCGCCGCCGCAGCCGGCCCCGCAGCCGCCGCCGCCCGCGCCCCCGGCCCCGCAGCCGCCGCCGCCCUCGAGCCGCCGCUCGCCCGUCAGCCCGCAGCUGCAGCAGCACCAGGCCGCCGCCGCCGCCUUCCUGCAGCAGCGCAACUCGUACAACCACCACCAGCCUCUGCUGAAGCAGUCCCCGUGGAGCAACCACCAGAGUAGCGGCUGGAGCACGGGCAGCGUGGCGUGGGGGGCCGUGCACGGCCGCGACCACCGGCGAGCCGGGACCAUGGGCAUCCCGGGCCCCCUGAACCAGAUCUCCCCGCUGAAGAAGCCCUUCUCCGGGAACGUGAUCGCUCCGCCCAAGUUCACCCGCUCCACGCCCUCGCUGACCCCGAAGUCGUGGAUGGAGGACAACGUGUUCCGGACGGACAGCAACAGCAACACGCUGCUGCCCCUGCAGGUGAGAUCUAGUUUGCAGCUGCCAGCCUGGGGCUCAGACUCCCUCCAGGAUAGUUGGUGCCCUGCGGCCGGGACCUCCAGGAUAGACCAGGAUCGAAGUCGAAUGUAUGACAGUUUGAACAUGCACUCAUUGGAAAACUCCCUCAUUGAUAUCAUGAGAGCAGAGCAUGAUCCUCUUAAAGGUCGCUUGAGCUAUCCUCAUCCAGGGACUGACAAUCUUUUGAUGUUAAAUGCGAGGAGUUAUGGGCGAAGACGAGGCCGUUCUUCCCUCUUCCCAAUAGAUGACGGCUUGCUGGAUGACGGCCACAGUGAUCAAGUUGGUGUCUUAAAUUCCCCCACAUGCUACUCAGCUCAUCAGAACGGAGAGAGGAUAGAACGUUUUUCUCGGAAAGUUUUUGUUGGUGGUCUUCCUCCUGACAUCGAUGAAGAUGAAAUUACUGCUAGUUUCAGACGAUUUGGGCCUCUGGUAGUAGACUGGCCUCACAAAGCAGAAAGCAAGUCCUACUUCCCACCAAAAGGUUAUGCAUUCCUUCUCUUUCAAGAAGAGAGCUCUGUGCAAGCAUUGAUUGAUGCUUGUAUCGAAGAAGAUGGAAAGCUAUAUCUAUGUGUUUCUAGCCCUACUAUCAAGGACAAACCAGUUCAGAUCCGUCCCUGGAAUCUAAGUGAUAGCGACUUUGUAAUGGAUGGGUCACAACCCCUGGAUCCUCGAAAAACAAUUUUUGUUGGAGGUGUCCCCCGGCCAUUGAGAGCAGUGGAACUUGCAAUGAUAAUGGACCGGCUCUAUGGUGGAGUUUGUUAUGCAGGAAUCGAUACAGAUCCAGAGCUGAAGUACCCAAAAGGUGCCGGGCGUGUGGCUUUUUCCAAUCAGCAGAGCUAUAUUGCUGCCAUUAGUGCUCGGUUUGUUCAACUUCAACAUGGCGAUAUUGACAAACGAGUGGAGGUAAAGCCAUAUGUGUUGGAUGACCAGAUGUGUGACGAGUGCCAGGGCGCGCGCUGCGGCGGGAAGUUCGCCCCCUUCUUCUGUGCCAACGUCACUUGCCUGCAGUAUUAUUGUGAGUUUUGUUGGGCGAACAUCCACUCGCGCGCAGGACGGGAAUUCCAUAAGCCAUUGGUCAAGGAAGGCGCUGACCGCCCGCGUCAGAUCCACUUCCGCUGGAACUAAGGAUGGCGAACCGGCGUCUGUUUAAGGAAAGAUGGGUGCAUGUGGCUUACUGUGUUUGAAGAUACUGAUGUGCAGAAGAAAUAAGUGCAUUCUUCUGCUUUUCACCCCAGCUCUCAAUACAUGCAUCUUUAUCAGCAGCCAAAACACUACAAGCCUCUUGUUUUUCACCAAAACCCUACAUCUCAGGCUUACUAAUUUUUGUGAUAUUUUCAUGUUAAAAUAAAAUGUUUUUUUGUAUUUUCUCCAAGUUAUUUUUAUAUGUAAAGUUAAAACUAGAUAUGAGAAUGUUUUUUGCAUAGGGGCACACAGUCUGCUGCUAUAUUUAGUGGGUGAAGCGUGCACUUAUUUCUAAACGUGGGUUUUUAACUUCAAGAUCUGCCCCAGUAAUUUACCAAAGGUAGCAAAAUAAUAGUGAAGAUGGAAUAUGUCUGCUACAAAAAGCUUAUUUUUAUUGUUGCUAUUUUCAGUGUAUACAUAAACUAAAAAAAUUAGGGUUGAUUUUUGCUCUCCAUUUUGACUUGCAAGAAAUAAUACCUCAAGAUAAUCUGAUUUAUUAGCUAUUUUUAAACAUUUUUAAUCACAAGCUGUAUUAGCUUUGCUGCUAUAUAGGUGUUAUGUGUAAUGCCACCUAUUAAUACGGGAUUGAAAACGUUUUAAGACAAACUGCAUUGUGGAUGAAAUGCAGGCAGCACAAUAUGGCCGAAACUGCCAUAGUUUUAGAAUGUGAAGAAAACUUGCAUGUUUACUUACCUGUAUACACCAUAUGCAUGCACUAGAACUAUUUACUAACCCGAGGUGAGUUAUUGCAAAUGUUCAGGCAUAAAACAGCUCUCUCGACUCUAGAUAGCAUGAGCAAAUUAGAAAAUUUGUUCCGAGAAAAAGUAAACAACAAACUUGCAUGCGUUAUCGUGACUCGAGUUUUUUAAAAUGUCCUCAAUGUGUACAAUAUGCAAAUUAGUUUUAGAUUAGAAAGUGCAGCCAUUUUGUGACCUGGUCGGUAGUGGAAUUCGAUUUACGCAGACUGGAUGUAAUAUUUGUAAUCCCUGUGCAAUUCUGUGACGUGCGGUUCUAAGUCGUGUGCGGUGAUUUAGUAUAGGUCAAAGGUUGAGUUUGAUUUUGAUUUUUUUUUUAAGCUAGAAUUU